This is a messenger RNA of Cottoperca gobio, 2549 nucleotides long. RefSeq names its product phospholipid phosphatase 3-like. Gene Ontology annotation, biological process: phospholipid dephosphorylation; cell-cell adhesion; phospholipid metabolic process. Gene Ontology annotation, cellular component: plasma membrane. The record is from RefSeq and is a predicted model, not a curated record. Gene Ontology annotation, molecular function: phosphatidate phosphatase activity. NCBI's taxonomy places the organism in Eukaryota, Metazoa, Chordata, Actinopteri, Perciformes, Bovichtidae.
GGAAAGGAUGGUUAGAAGAAAGUGAGCUGUGAUUGUUAGACAGCCAGGAACUAGAGGAAACAUUUUGAGAGCGUAUGUUCUCAAUUAGUUUACUUACAUGACGACGAGUCCUUGGGAUUCAAGUAGAAUCGCUACGCACUUGUAGAUAUUACAAACAAUAAUUAAACGUGCUGCGUUAGCCUGUAACAAGAUUGUAAUUCCCUUUUUUUAUUUGAACCAAAAAACGUUUUAAAUGCAACGCUGUUUGAUAUAUGAGAAGACUAUGGCAGCCGAGACGAGGAACGGCGGGAGUUCACUAAACAACAAUAACUGCAAAGACCACAGCAGGAGAAAGUUACUGGUCGGAGUGGAUCUCUUCUGCUUGUUUUUAGCCGGCCUGCCUUUCUUGGUCAUUGAGACCAGCGCUGUUCAGCCUUACCGUAGAGGGUUUUACUGCGACGAUGAGUCCAUCAAGUACCCGGCCAAAAAUGGAGACACCAUUAGCGACGGUGUGCUUAGCGCUGCUGGCAUUCUUAUCACCCUCCUCUCUAUCAUCAUCGGUGAGAGCUACAGGAUCUACUUCCUGAACGAGGGAUCCAAGUCUUUUGUGGGGAACCCCUACAUAUCUGCUCUAUACAAGCAGGUGGGCGUGUUCAUCUUCGGCUGCGCCAUCAGCCAGUCCUUCACCGACAUCGCCAAAGUGUCAGUGGGUCGCAUGCGCCCUCAUUUCCUCGAUGUGUGCAAACCUGACUUCUCCACUAUCAACUGCUCCCUGGGCUACAUCACAGACUACCAAUGUCAGGGGCCAGAGAGCAAAGUUCAGGAGGCCAGGAAGUCUUUCUUCUCUGGACAUGCAUCAUUCUCCAUGUACACCAUGCUUUACCUGGUGUUUUACCUGCAGUCUCGUUUCACUUGGCAUGGAGCUCGCCUGCUGCGCCCGCUGACCCAGUUCACCCUCGUCAUGAUGUCUUUCUACACCGGCCUGUCCCGUGUCUCUGAUCACAAGCACCACCCCACUGAUGUCAUGGCAGGUUUUGUGCAGGGAGCCCUGGUGGCCUACUGCAUAGUAUUCUUUGUGUCUGAUUUGUUCAAGCUCAAAGGUCGACGCUCUACCCUGUUGCCAACCCCAGUGAAGAAAGAUCUUGUUCCUCCAGCAGACAUCCGAGAACGGAGCAACCAUCUCAUCAUGGCCUAGAGAGGACUGCAAACUGACUGUACAUAACCCUGACCUGUGCCAUUUAAGUCACCGCUUCAGCCACUGGCCAAUACUGGAUAGAAUAAACUCCCAACAAUCUGGAUAGUGCAGACACAAUAUGGAAUCUUGAACAUCUCAGAGGAUGAGAAGAGGCUACGAAAAACGGAAAUGGUCAUGUUUGUCCUCAGUCUCACCAGACAUUUUAAUGUGGGAAAGAGAGAGGACCAAGGACGUUUGUACCUCCUCUGUCGUGAAGAUUACUGGAGAGUCGCCUCUGUCAAGGCCUUUCCAUGGACAAAAGUCUGAAAUGAAACAAAACUGAGAAAUGGCAGCUGUAAACAAAGCUGUGUGUGGCUUUUCUGCCUUCUCCGCUCAGCUGCAUCCAGUAUAGGAUCAACACUAGCAUUCCUGCCACUGACUCACUGUGUGACUAAUACAAACAAAUCAUGACAAAAAAACUGAUUCCUUGAUUUCAUGAAGGAUGUUGUUUUUGUUACAAACAUAAGCAUUGUAUUUAGGCCUGUCACACUAACUACUUUAGUUGAACGAUAUAUCGUUUUAUGUCACUCAUAUGUUGAUAAUAUAAAAGCAGGAUAAUGUGAAUACACCCUUUCAAAGUGUAUUCUGCUUAUUCUGCCAUCAUGUUGGAGACAUUCUUAUGUAAACAGACACACAAGUACACACAACGGGCAAUGUCAAGGUCAGCAAAAAUGAUUGCGGUCAUGUCCAUUUAUCGUGCGAUAAGUCGAUAGCGUAGUUAUCGUGACGGGCCUCAUUGUGUGUGUGAUUUAUAGCACUAUUUUAGCUGAACUCAGUACUGUUUGUCACCACUUGAAUGACCUGAAGUGAAGCUUUUGGAAAGCUUUGUAAGACUUUGUAAGCUUUUAUGUCCAUAAUGUUGUGUUCCUUAGAAGGUGCACAAAUGUGUUGGAUGUGGGCCUCUUUCUGCUGGCAAGGACGAGCCCCCGCUGAGCCAUUUAAUGAAAGUACUGUCUGCUAUAUGAACCAGACUCGCAAGUGUUAGGUCAGAGAGAGAGUGUGUGUGUGUCUUUGUCUGUGUGUGUGUGUGUGUGUGUCUGUGUCUGUGUGUGUGUGAGGUCUUUCUGUGAGCGUGCCAGUUUGUCUUAAUGUCAUGUCUAUAUAUUUCAGUGUUUAUAGCCUCUCUUCAGCCAGAAAAUGGGCACCUGCUCCAACAGACACAUGCAAUUUGAGACGGGAACACUGUGGAAAGAAAGCAUCACAUGUAGUACAUGUACUUUACUGUUACUUAUCGUAGUGAUGAUUCACAUCACUGAGAAAUCCUGUGAUAUACUGUAUGCUACACAGGCAUAUAUAUAUAUAUAUAUAUAUAUAUAUAUAUAUAUAUAUAUAUAUA